Molecule: messenger RNA, 6169 nt
Organism: Hypomesus transpacificus
Lineage: Eukaryota; Metazoa; Chordata; Actinopteri; Osmeriformes; Osmeridae
Gene: zbtb42
Product: zinc finger and BTB domain containing 42
Exons: 2
Coding region: 737-2314 (525 amino acids)
Biological process (GO): regulation of transcription by RNA polymerase II
Cellular component (GO): nucleus
Molecular function (GO): protein binding; DNA-binding transcription factor activity, RNA polymerase II-specific; RNA polymerase II cis-regulatory region sequence-specific DNA binding
Source: RefSeq, a predicted model, not a curated record
AAACAGAACGCGCGUGAUUCAGAUUUAGGGUAUAGUAACAGCGGUUGUACAAAAAGGAAAGUUAUUGAGGGCAUCCUAGCUUGAUUUUUAUGUGACAUUAUACUAUUUUAGUAACUUACAAUAUUUAUAACAAAACUCGUAAUCCGGGAGCGUAUGUGGCCGGUGCCUAAAAGGCCACGACGCUUUAAAAAGUUAUUAUCGCCUGAUGUUGGGCUUCUGGUUAGGUCUGGGUAAAAUUACGAAAAAGUUUGUAUAGGGGUUCACAUGCCUGUUUUGGUAGAUUUUGUGCAUAUCUGAAAUAAGUUGGGACGCUUUUUUACGUAUCUGGAUUCAGAGUAACAUAUGGCGUAAAGACGAGCACAGCUGGAGGUAGCGUUUCCAUUGCGGUGAUGUCAGAGCAGCUGACUCCACAGCUUGCAGUGUAAUUAGCAAACAGAGCACCAGUUUACUCUCUCCCUUGGCUUCUUUCUUAACCUUGCCCGGUGGGCGAGUACAACUAUCCAAAUGCCUGCGUUUUGCACCUCUCUAUGUUUGCGUGCUCGGUAUCAAAUGAUUGUUCAGUAAACACGAACAGCAGCCGAAGAGCAACCGGGUUUUUUUUUGUUCGUGAAAACGUGCGUACGACUGUUUGUACUCGGUCUGUCCGUUGGUUUCACGUUCCGGUGGGAAGCGCAAAAAAGUAAUGCUCAAUUAAGAAGACUUUUUGAUAGCUGAAGCGCAAGGUUAUGAAGGAAGAAUGGAGUUCCCAGACCAUAGCCGCCAGUUGCUGCAGUGUCUGAGUCAGCAGCGUCACCAAGGUUUCCUGUGUGACUGCACUGUUCUCGUCGGGGAGGCGCGAUUCAAAGCGCACAGAGCCGUGCUGGCCUCAUGUAGCAUGUACUUCCAUCUCUUCUACAGGGACCAGCUAGACAAAAGGGACGUUGUGCAUCUGAACAGUGACAUUGUGACAGCCCCUGCUUUCAGCCUGCUCCUUGAGUUUAUGUAUGAGGGGAAGCUGGACUUCAGUACCCUGCCAGCGGAGGACGUCCUGGCUGCCGCUAGCUACCUCCACAUGUACGAUAUAGUGAAGGUGUGUAAAGGGAAGCUAAAAGAUAAGGAAGUGUGCUGUCUGGAGGACAAGGCAGGCGAAGGGGCAGAGCUCAGCUGCCUGGACAGGGAGAAUUUCUCAGACGAUGAGCUGCACAGCAAGCUGCUGCCCCCCCGGCAGGCCAGGGCCCCCCGGAGACCCCCCCCGGCAGAGGAGCUUGACAUGGACAACAGCGACGUCAGGCUGGCUGUCACUGACUGUGACAGGGCCGUGCAGAGCAGGCAGAAGGCGAACGGUCACCCUGGCAGGUCCCCGGACCUUGUAGGUGUCAAUUAUGUGUCAGCAGAGGCCGAGCCCUGUGUCCAAACAGCUGGAAAAACAAAAGCUGAUGUCAGUAGUUCCACGGUAUCGCUGUCCCUGAGGUCCAGGGCUUCAGAUGACAUGGACUGCGCACUGGAUUUGUCUUUCAAGCCUCUGUGUAGCAGAGAUGCCUUCCACCCCUCCUACGUCUCGGGACAGCUGGCCCUCGACAACCAGCAGCAGGGCACGGAGCCACUUGUUAAAGACGAACACGACUUGCUGUCAGAGCAGGAGGACAGUGAGCCGGUGAGCCCAGAGAGCCUGCGCUUUGGGAAUAGUGCCAGGAGCUCAGCGGUGACAGGGUUCGCUGCCCUCUUCCCCGGCAACAACGGCACGGCGACCGCUCUGCUCUCCCGGGAGGAGGACCUGAUGGGGGAGGAGGGGGAGGGCUGUGGGGGAAGGGAGGCCGGCAGGGAGGUGGAGGAGAGGAGGGGCCGGCUGCUGGGGGACAGCGAGGAGGAGGAGGAAGACGACCUGGCCUCCUCAGACAUCUCCACAUCCAGCGGGGUGCUCCUGCCCCCGGGGCAGCAGGUAUGCGUGUGCCCCCUCUGCAGCAAAGUGUUCCCCAGCCCCCACGUGCUGCAGCUCCACCUCAGCUCUCACUUCCGUGAGAAGGACGGGGCGCGCUCCAAGCUGUCGCCGGACGGCUCGGUGCCCACCUGCUCCCAGUGUGGGAAGACCUUCUCCUGCAUGUACACGCUGAAGCGCCACGAGCGCACGCACUCUGGUGAGAAGCCCUACACCUGCGGCCAGUGCGGCAAGAGCUUCCAGUACUCCCACAACCUGAGCCGCCACGCCGUGGUGCACACGCGAGAGAAGCCCCACGCCUGUAAGUGGUGUGAGAGGCGCUUCACGCAGUCAGGAGACCUGUACCGCCACAUCCGCAAGUUCCACUGUGGCCUCGUCAAGACUCUCGCCAUAGGAUAAACACCUGCUUCCCCCAGGGCUGACAGGAAACCACACUGUCCUUCCACACCGGUUCUUAGCUGGACACAUACAUAUAGAAACAGUACAAAAGACACAAAAAACACAUAUCAUUCUGGAAUUCUACCUUAUGUGGCAUUUCUGAAAUGAUAACUAGACAGCGACUUGGAUAGUUCACUACAUGAUUUCCAGUUGAGUUUGUUCCAGCUGUUCCCUGGUCGGAGAGGCUGGGAGACAGAGUGCUUCUCUACUCUAGUUGGAUACACAGUGAAGGAGGAUGAAUCAGAUGCACUAGUUAAUUUCUGUCUAGGUAGCAGACAUUUAUUUAGAUUGAUGAAGAAAACACUCCACUGAUGAAAGAACAACAUUUUACACCCAUAUUUCGAGGGCGAGUGAGCGAAAGCAGGAGGACUGUAGGACUGAGCGAGUCGUCGGGAAGACAAAACCGUCCGAGAAAAGCAAUAUUUUAUUUUAAACAGAAACAUUAUAUAUUUAUUAGUUGAUGGUUGAUUAGCUAUGGUUAACAACCUAAAUAUCCCAAGGCAGCAAAAUACAUCAAGUUUGACUACUGGAAGUUUGCUUUUGUUUGUAGACUUUUUUUUUUUUUUUUUUUUUUUUUUUAAGGAAAUCAGGCCACAGUUUAAUGUUCCUUAGAGAUGAUGGCCACCCAACAGGUCAUUUAAUCUUCAGUUUGAUAAAAAAAAGAAUAUACUUUGCUGCGAUGGCACUCCAAUGUUUAUAACAACCUCUCUAUCAAGCUGUGUGAACACCUGUGGUGUAUUGUAUGGUCCUCUCGCCCUUGACCUGAAGAUAAGGAGAAUGUUGAAAGAAUGCAGCUAAUUCCUGUAACACUGGUGCCUCCUUCUUCUGCUUCACACUCCAGUACAGGACCUCCCAGCUUCUGUGCUACCUGGCAGGACCCUAAAGAAUCUAACAUUUUUUGGACUGUGCACAAAUACCAGGAAAUGAUUUUGGAGUUCUGGUCUUGGUGGUAUCUGUUAGUUGUAGAAUACCAAGUCAUUCAAGAAUGUAAUAACUGUAAUAUCUGUAUUUAUUUCAAUGUUUUGCCAGGUGGUUGAUUAUCUUCCUGUUCACAGAAGUACAAGUUAUCUGAGCACUUCCUGGUAUUAUGGCGUUAGAAAAAAGUGUAAAUUGGGAAAAUGAUGCUAAAGGAAAGAGCGGUUGAAGAGGGAGUGGAGGGUUGAGACUACACAGCUCCACUGGGAGUCAGCUGCCUGUGCUGUACGUCCACUGGGAGUCAGCUGGCUGUGCUGUAUGUCCACUGGGAGUCAGCUGGCUGUGCUGUACGUCCACUGGGAGUCAGCUGCCUGUGCUGUACGUCCGUCAGAAUUCUUCCUCCUAAAAUGCAACAUUUGUCCCUACUGCUUUGGCCGUCAGGUUUGUGUUCUCCUAUAUUUUGUUUAUUCUGUUAGUGUGUAAGAUACUACUGAAGAUUGGAGUGAAGCCUUUGAUAGUACUUAUCUAAAAGGAAUCAUUGGGCAAAUACACAUUUUAGCCCCCUCUUGUUUUAGAACUGUUUAAAUAGUUUUGUCUUUGUGGAUGUUUGGUUCACUUUGAUGCUAAAUGGAUUCUUACAAUGGGACUAGCACUAACAGUCUAAGAUAUUCACUGAAUCUGUCCUGAGAAGACUUGAUCUGAAUUAUUUAUUAGUUUUACUUGGUUCAGGGUUUACUUUAGGUGUGAUCAGUCAAGUUUAGCUCAUUUCUAUAAGCUUGAAGACUUGGCCUUUUCUUUUGGUACUCGUUCACUGGUUUUGGGGCUGUUUCCUGAUCCAAUUACUGUAACAGAUCAGGCCUUUACUGUAUCUUACACAAAACUCUUAAAUUGAGUAUUCAAGGUUUGUCUCAUACAACAUAGUAAAGCACUUGUUUUAAGCAUUUAGUUUCAACACUGACAUUGUCUAGGCUGCUAUUUCUUACGAUUUGUAUAUUUAAUGUAAAUAUAUAUUCUAUUUAUCAAACUGUUGUUUCGCGGUAGUAGAAGAACAAGUGGAGUUGACGAUGCUAGGUGUCUUACUGAAGCAUUGGCCUCCUCGGCUAGAGUCCUGUCUUCCGUGGAGAGUUCAGUUUCUUCUCCUGCUGGUUCCUGUAUCUCAGCGUAUCAGAAGGCCUCAUGUGGCUCUGACCCCUGUUCCAGCCCGGCAGCCAUUUGUACUCAAGCACAAGUACACUGGGCAGGUAUAGCCUACCUAUACAAGUCACACAAACCCUGCAUUGUUCCGCCGUACCAGGUAGUCGUCAAGGGAUCAUUGUGCAUCCCUGUUUCUGGCCGUGGAGGGAACCAGGCACUGCAAGUCCCUCCGUGCACUUCCUGUAUUGAAUGGAUCCAGUGGAAUGCGAGAAAUGUAUUUAGCACAGUGGAGACCUGGGAGACUGUAAACAGGUGCUUGAAGCAUCAGAGGACAUCUCUACUCUCGGCAUGUCGUGGAUGUGCUUUGCUGACCUGAGUGUAGGGGAUGUGCCACGGCGAUCUCAUUGCACAUAUAUCAAAAUAAUCUCUUAUUUGUUAGUUUAUUGCCUCAAUUGUCAGAUCUUCUUGCCAGAUUUCAAAACACGUUUUAUAACAGUAUAGAAGAGGGGGGAACCUGGUUUGCCCUUACAACUCUUCGUGGAUAUAGGACUCUGAAUCAUCUCCUGUAUAACAUUAAAUAGUAACAGUAUUUCAUAAUGAUUGUGUUUUCAUAUAUAGGUGUUGUGUAGUGUUGAUGUGUGAUCAGAACACACAGGAAUGUAGGGGAAGGUUUGUCUCACUUUUGAAAAGAGGUUUCUUACACAAUGCAGUUCAUUGGUCGUUGAAUUACUGAUGUACACUUGCAGCUGUACAGGCGUGUAAAACUUGAGUUAAGAUUCGAAGGAUCUUCAGUUAGUUUUUCAGUCAUCAUAUAUACCUCCACGGUCCUCACCAUGUGCCUUGUAGACACAAUGACAAGUGUAGCACCUGGAGUUGCCCUAUUUUGUACACCGUCAAUUAACCAGAGUUUGAUGUAGUAAAGUUGGGUUGAUUCAAACAGUAACCCUGUGAUAAGAUUAAGGAAACCUUAUGUUUUCUAUUAAAUGAAAAUGCAAUCUUCAAAAGUCAAUAACUAAGAAUGGUGAAGCCCAUUCAUUUCUGCUGCUGUUGAUCACGAUUAGGUUUGAGUUUUGCUACUGAUGAAUGAAUUUGAAGCUGUUUAUUUUCAUGUGGAGUUCAGUCAUGUUGAACUCAAGACGAAGAUUUUGUCCUGCUGCACAGUAAGUGCAGUCCAUUUGUAGGAAUUAAAGUAUGUUUCAUAGAUUAUGUCAAAUUGAAUGUGAAAUGCUGAGAUUUUAAUCAUGAAAUGUAUGACAAUUGUGGGGCUAUGUUUUCCUAAUUGCUGUAGGAUUGUAAAGUCUAAAACUGAAUAUAAGGUUACAUUAAUACUGGAAUGUUGUCCUUUGCAGGUUAGGACUGUGAAAUUGUGUAUAAUCAUGAGAAAUAUUUAUUGAACUGUUUCUUGUGCAACAUUUGACUGUCUCACAAUUUUGAUUUGUAAAAAAAAUGAAAGAUGCUACUAAAUGUCAUUGGAAAUCUUUUUAAUAGAAUUUGUAGAAGUGCCAUUAGAAUUUAAUAUAAUUUUUUAAUAAGAAAGGUAUAUUUUAUAGUAAUCAAUUGCUUCAGUGUUAGUGGUUUAUAGAUUAGGGGACAAUCUCAUGCAGAACUGACAUUGCUUAGAUCUUGAGGCAAUUUACUUUUGAUCCGUAAUUGUUUGUGCAUUAUUUUUGUUUGCGCUUUCAGAGUGUGCUUGUGUGUGCCGUGGAGAUGUGACAAUCUUGGUUUAGGUUUAUAAAGAUUAUGCUUAGAUUAAACAGAACACUUUUC